This is a messenger RNA of Dicentrarchus labrax (European seabass), 5163 nucleotides long. It is a transcript of the gene b3gat1a, whose product is annotated as beta-1,3-glucuronyltransferase 1 (glucuronosyltransferase P) a. The transcript is spliced from 9 exons. Gene Ontology annotation, cellular component: Golgi membrane. Gene Ontology annotation, molecular function: galactosylgalactosylxylosylprotein 3-beta-glucuronosyltransferase activity. Lineage: Eukaryota; Metazoa; Chordata; Actinopteri; Moronidae. The record is from RefSeq and is a predicted model, not a curated record. Gene Ontology annotation, biological process: chondroitin sulfate proteoglycan biosynthetic process; carbohydrate metabolic process. Bases 1018 to 2097 code for a protein of 359 amino acids.
GCUACUUUAGUCCCCCCCCCAACCCCAACAUAAGCACAUUCACAGAUGUCUCUGCGCGCGUAGAGCCGUCUCACCCGCCACGACAGAGCAGCCUGCUCCUGUGUGAAACAACGAGCCGCGCGUAGACAGAGAGAGAGGAGCAGAGAGAGAACCGGGAGAGAUACAAAGAGAGGCAGAGUGGAGAAGAGGAGGCAGAGCAAGAGAAAGAAGAGGCGAAGAGCGCAUACAUCGCUGCCACCCCGACGUUUCCCCUCAUGCGCCUGUUUCGGCUGGUGUGAGGAGAGAAAGCAAGGGAGGGAUAUAAAUCCUGGGAGCCCGUGUCCUCUCUUUGCUUUAUAUUCCCUUCUCUCUCUUUUUUUUUAUCUCCAUCAUCCGAGGGAUGAAGGCGGGUGUCAGCUGGCACGGCAGAAUAAAAGAAAGGGAUGCUUUGAAUGCUGCCUCUCUUUCGACAAGGGGCAAGGAAGAGGAAGUGGGGGACAACACACAACAGGGACAAACACGGGAUUUCUAGAAUCAAUGGGAGUCCUUCUGCCGCAUGCGUUUGGGAAUAGCAGUCUCACACUGAAGUCUCUGAAUGAGGGGCCAGCCCUGAGGACGUGAAACUGUUGGGAGAGUUUGGAUGUCACCGGUGACACAGCUUCCACUGCGUCGGACCACCUUCAACUGUACACAUCUCUACUCUCCAGACGGCACCAAUUAAGGGAGGCUUGAGACAAAGAGUUGUGGCAGUAUCCGACAACACCGACGCCAGGAGGAAAGGAAUACACUGGAGGAGGGGCCUUUGCUUGCUGCAGACGGGCAGAGGACUGCUUGUCUGGACUCAGUGUUGCCUGUCUGCGCGAGUAGACACGGCAGAGAAAGAGGGAAAGGAGAUGGUCGGCUGAGGUGUCAUAGAGGAUGUCACCACUACAAAGCUCGUCCAGUAUGCAGUGUGGUCUUCCCAGCUGCGCAUCACCAGUGGUGCCAUGAUCCAGUUAUAACUGUGGGUAAUGCCGAGCCAAAUAACCAAUCCUGGAGAUGCCGAAGAGAAGAGAUAUUCUUGCCAUCGUGUUGAUCGUGUUACCCUGGACUCUGCUCAUCACUGUUUGGCACCAAAGCGCUAUAGCUCCACUCCUCGCCAUCCGCAAGGCCUGUCACCACCUAGUAAAAGAGAUCUUUAUCAUUCCAGAGAGGCUUGCAGUCCGCCACCACCGGCUCUCAGAUGAUGGUGUUGAGGGCAAGAGGGAGGCAGGUGGCCAGGCGCAGGACUCCAAGGAAUACUGUGCCUCAGAUAAGGACAUUGUGGAGGUGGUGAGAACAGAGUAUGUGUACACGCGGCCUCCACCCUGGUCCGAUGUGCUGCCUACCAUACACAUCAUCACCCCCACAUAUAGCAGACCAGUACAGAAGGCUGAGCUGACACGGCUGGCAAACACCUUCCUCCACGUUCCCAACCUGCAUUGGAUCCUGGUGGAGGACUCGCAAAGGAGAACGCCUCUUGUCACGCGGCUCCUCCGGGAAACAGGGCUUAACUACACGCACCUCAAUGUAGAGACGCCCAGGAACUAUAAGCUGCGGGGUGACACUCGGGACCCCAGAAUCCCCAGGGGGACCAUGCAGAGGAAUCUGGCCCUGCGGUGGCUGAGGGAGACCUUCAACGCCAACAGCAGCCAAGCUGGAAUCGUCUACUUUGCUGACGAUGACAACACAUAUAGCUUGGAGCUGUUUGAGGAGAUGAGAUCGACUCGGAAAGUUUCAGUGUGGCCUGUGGCCUUUGUGGGCGGCUUGCGGUAUGAGUCCCCCAAAGUCAAUGCAGCUGGAAAGGUCUACGGCUGGAAGACGGUGUUCGACCCCCAUCGGCCCUUUGCCAUCGACAUGGCUGGCUUUGCCAUCAACCUGAGGCUCAUCCUCUUCAAGCCACAGGCGUAUUUUAAGCUUCGUGGGGUGAAGGGAGGCUACCAGGAGAGUAGUUUGCUCCGGGAACUUGUCACACUCAACGACCUGGAGCCUAAAGCAGCCAAUUGCACUAAGAUACUUGUUUGGCACACGAGAACGGAGAAACCUGUCCUUGUAAACGAGGGGAAAAAGGGAUUUACAGACCCCAAUGUGGAGAUCUGACUGUUUCCUCUCAGACCACGGUGAUUGGACCUGCAAAGGAAGAAAGCGGCCGGGUCUCUUGAUAAGUGCAACCAGCACUCAUGUCUUAAUCAUCAGAAAAAAGGAAAUGGGGAGCCUUUGACAGGGGGUUUAAUCCUCUUGACUGAAUCUGACAUUUUUCAAAUAUGGAUUUAAAUAGCAUAAAUGUAUCAUAUUAAAGCACAGAUCAGUAAGAGGUGGCAGGUGUUUGUCAGGUCUACGAAUGGAAAUCAGAGGAGACGACUUGAAGGACGCCUCACAGGGUCAGUGUGGACAGAUGUGACCUGCGCCUUCACGGCCCACUGAGGACAACCUAACAACAAAGAGACAGCACAAUAUGAAAAGCAUACAGCCAGUGGAUUCAACCAGACAAGCAGGUUAAAGAACAUCCUUCACCUCAAAAAUAAAAAACUAAGGAAACACAUUGUCUGGAUCUGCACAUGCUUCUCCUUGGAUUUAAAGACACGGCCUGCAUCAUCAGCCUGGAUGAAAACAUGACUCCAAGGACAGAUAUGUCUCAUGUGGAUUUUCCUUUGAGCAAACACAAACAUAGCAAGGGAAGGAAUGUUCUUUUGAUAACUAUGAAAUGUUUGCUUUAAUUUAAUUUAAUUGGUUUGGGUGUUUUCAGGCACUUGACUUGCUAGUUCAAUUCUGCUGACCCUACAUUUACUCUUGGGUUAUCAUUGUUCAUUUUAUAGUGUCAUUACAGAUCAUGCAUUUAAGCCACCCCCGAUCACUUGCAGAGAAACUGCUGUUUGAAAUGUUGAAAUGCUUGGGAGCGGAAACAUACAUGUACACGUGAAAAUCCUAACACUCUUCUUAGCACUUAAAAAAAAUACACAAAUGAUGUUCCUUUGUGGCAACAUGUGUAAAUAGUAUUUCAACAUGAGAACAAUCAGAAGAUUAGUGACAAAUUAGAACAAAAGAAUUGUAAUUAUUGUAUUUAUAGGUUAAAAAAAAUCUCUUCUCUUUCCCCUCUGGUGAAUUCGUCACAAUAACACACGACAAGGCACAGGUCCACUCUAGGUUCAACACAUGGAAAGAGUAAUAGCACAUCACCAGCUUUAUUUGGUAACAGAACCUCAUAACACAUAGACAAGAACUUCAAAUCAGCUACAUGGUCGACUCACAAAAUGCUGAUCAAAUGUAAGUCAAUGGUCUUUUUUGACGUUGCGGGGUAAACAGUGUCAUUUUAGUGAGUUAAUAUUUUCCCCUUGUCUAUGCACGCUCGUAUGUACACAAGCCCCCAGUUAACAAAGGUAUGCUCAUGUGCAAGUAUGAAAAAAGAGCAGAAUGAAACAGCAUCAAAGUCCAAGAAUUUGGUUUUACUAGACUUGUCUCUCUCCAAAAAACAAACAUUUGGAAGCUCAGGCUGCUGACGUUUAAUACUCACAUUCAAACAGCUGCUAUAAGUAACAAAAACUAAAUUUAAAUAAUGUAUGCAUGGCCCCAAAUAUUUUGAUUUUUCUAUAAAAAACUUUAGCUUCCACUUAUGAAAUAAGAUGAUACAUGCUACUCCGAAUUGACAGCAGGCUAAAGAAAAGCACAACAAAAAUAAACCUUAUUUUUGCUAAUGAUUUGGUAGCAACGUUGCGUCAUCUUGCGUACAGUGGACUGAAGUGGGUAUCUCAUGGUUUCUCUUUGUAUUAGUUACCCAUCUGUUGUACAUUAAGUGGAUUACAGGGGGGAGUCACCGCACCUGUAACGAUAGACAUCAGUAGCUAUGACGCUGUAUGGCUGAACACUGUAACAAAGUUAUUCUACACCUCAUAUAAUAGAAUCACUCCACGACUUGAUAAAUCAUCCGUCUAGCGCAAUACACAGUGGAGGUUCUUAUCUAACAUUGCCCAGCAGAAGUAGCUGGAGAUAAUUCAAACACCGAGCCUCUGUACUGUUGCCAGAACAUCUUUGUGCACCCCCCCAACACACACAACCCAAAAUACACUGCUGCAGUAUGAAAACUUCAAGGUGUUACAGCCAGUCAUCAGCCAGAGAAAGCGUAUUAUUACAUAUUUCACUUGGAAUAUGAUAAGAUACACAUUCAGACAAUGGCUGUAUUGUGUCUCUUAUCAAACUGGCUGUUUUUUUAGUGACUGCAUGAUAUUACACUGCACAGGGAUCGGCCAUGGAGAUCACAGACUAUUUUUGGAUUCGUUCUAUUCUCCAACUUGCCUCCAAUUAUUUAUUAGUAAAAUUUAUCAAAUUUAAUAUAUUUAUUUAUGUAUUUAUUUCAGGUGUGGAUGUGCAAUUGAAUCACAGCAGUGUUUGCCCUUAAAUCUGUAUUUUCCAGCUGCUCUCUAAAAAAGCAUGCGCACAUACAGUAUACCGUACACAAUGGAUUAUCAUAUAGAUCUAUUAGAGUUCAGUGCUACGACAGGCAGACACACACACACCAUCUUCUUUGUAGCACUGUUGUUUAGUCUGCUUGAAUGGUCAUUAUCAGCUUUUAAUCUAAAUGAAUGAAUCCACCUGAACUCUUUUUAGCAAAGAAUUUUUGUCCAAAAUGGAAAAAUGCCAGCGUGUAAAAGACUUAAGUCAAAGUGUAUCUUUAAAAAAAAAAAAAAAAAGCAUAACAAUUGAAUUUUGUGCUAAGAAGUUUUCCUGAAAAGUUGUAUAUCAUCUGUGGUGUGUCCUGAAGCAGCAGAUCAAAUUGAAAGGGCUCCACCUUGAAACUGAUGUUGUUAUAUCUUUGUCCGACAUCCAAACUGAAAUUCUUCUGAUUCCGCCAACAGAUGACGUAUUAAGCAAUAUCUAAUCACAAAGAAUUAGUCUACUAGAACCACCCUACCUAUACAUCAGUUUUAGCAGUACAGGUUAUUCAGUAUUUAAUGUCAGUUUAUGAGCAUUACCCUCUGAGGGCUUCUCUAAGGCACAAUACACUUUACACACAAGUCCUACCUUUUCCUCAUCUCCACUGUCAUCUUCCAGCCUCAUGUGAUUCACAUUUUAUGCAUGUGACUCUUAAGGUUGUUUAUUUGCCACAGCAAUUCUGUCUCAGAGAAAGAUGUUAGUUGAAUCAAGAGAAAUAAAUAACUGAGAAGAACCUCA